AUGAUUCUUUUGCUCAACUACUUCAAGGUUCGCCUGCCGGAUACAUACAGGUAUUACAUCAACAGUAAGAAACCCACCUGGUCUGACGUUGUUGAGACUAUCUACACCCUCGCUCAAGCUGGAGAGCAUAAGACAGGCCUUGCCUUACACCGCAAGACUGUGCCAACAACCCUGACCACCUCUUCUAGCACCAGUUUCGUGAAAAACGAGGACCGCGAGGUUUUCUCCUCUUGCAAGAAGGACCACAUUGCGGCAAACUGUUCGACUGCCGUCCACCCGGAGCUUCUUCCGCAUGACAACCCUUCCGCGACAGCUCCUGAGCGGCGCCUGCCCGCCAAGCGUAACCCUUUGAUGGUCGAAGAUGGGCCAUCACAUAAUGAACUCGUCUCGCGUCGCAGUGGUGUUUUCGAAUACGUCCAUCUCCACGCGCCCAUGCCAAAGGGUAUCUUCUUCGGCAUCUUCAAGUCCAGCCCCGACCACUACUUCCUCUUACGCCGGAUCCCCGACGACUUUGUGUCCGCCUGCGGCAUGUUCAAGGCCACUUUCCCCUACGCUGAGGCCUCCGAAGAAGAGGUCGAACGCAAGUACAUCAAGUCGUUUGCCACCACCUGUCCCGAGGAGACGGCCGGCAACGUUUGGGUCCCCCCCGAACACGCCUUGACUCUUGCCAAGGAGUACGGCAUUUCGCCGUGGGUUCGCGCCCUACUGAAUCCCGCCAAGGUUGACGUCUACUGA
Messenger RNA from Colletotrichum destructivum, 735 nucleotides. Its product is annotated as Putative bouquet formation protein. Gene Ontology annotation, molecular function: DNA binding. The transcript is spliced from 2 exons. Gene Ontology annotation, biological process: meiotic attachment of telomere to nuclear envelope; mitotic telomere tethering at nuclear periphery. Gene Ontology annotation, cellular component: nuclear membrane complex Bqt3-Bqt4. NCBI's taxonomy places the organism in Eukaryota, Fungi, Ascomycota, Sordariomycetes, Glomerellales, Glomerellaceae. The coding region runs from base 1 to 735 and encodes 244 amino acids. The record is from RefSeq and is a predicted model, not a curated record.